Molecule: messenger RNA, 1149 nt
Organism: Torulaspora delbrueckii
Lineage: Eukaryota; Fungi; Ascomycota; Saccharomycetes; Saccharomycetales; Saccharomycetaceae
Product: DMT family transporter
Exons: 1
Coding region: 1-1149 (382 amino acids)
Biological process (GO): regulation of peptide transport
Cellular component (GO): membrane
Source: RefSeq, a predicted model, not a curated record
AUGAUAAGUCGGUUUAGUAAGAGAUGGACUUUGGGCCUGAUGAUGUUGGCCCUGGUCAUCGUUUUAUGGGUUUUGUCUUCCUUUAUGAUUAAUCUGAUAUUUGAGGAUGGAUCUUAUAGAAAACCGUUUUUCAUUACUUAUAUCAAUACUGCAGCAUUUACAUUUUAUCUUUUACCAACUUCGAAAGCUAUUCUUAAGAAUUAUUGGAGGACCGGACAAUGGAAUAUACAUGAUCAAUUGAGAAUACAAGAGGAAGGAAGUGGCUCAGGUGAAGUAGGGAGUCCACUGAUACCCAAGAGUGAUUCCAGUGAUGAUGGCGAAAGACUCUCGCUUUAUGAGACUAUUAAAUUGAGUGCAGAGUUUUGUAUACUGUGGUUUUCGGCCAAUUUUGUCACUAAUGCUUCGCUUUCCUAUACUUCAGUGGCUUCUCAAACCAUUUUAUCAUCUACCUCUUCUUUCUUCACUUUAUUUGUGGGAGCACUGUGCCGUGUGGAGAAGAUCAGCAAGGUUAAGGUUAUUGGAUCAAUGGUGUCAUUUUUUGGUAUCUUACUAGUGACAAGAUCAGACUCCAAACCUACUCAUAUCAAACCACUUCCUGGCUCUCGUGAUAUCCUAGACCAGAACAAUGACGCAUUUAAGACUCUGAUAGGUAAUAUUUUGGCUCUCCUUGGCGCCCUGCUCUACGGUGUUUACAGUACGCUGUUAAAGCGGAAGGUGAAGGAUGAGUCCCGUGUCAAUAUGAAGGUUUUUUUUGGGUUUGUUGGUUUGUUCACUCUGAUAUUCCUGUGGCCAUCAAUGAUUUUACUUCACUACAUGGGUUGGGAAACUUUUGAAUUGCCCUCCACGUCCCGCGUAAUCGCUAUUGUUGUGGCCAACUGUUUGAUCACUUUCGUUUCGGAUUUCUGUUGGGCCAAUGCAAUGCUUUUGACGAGUCCUUUGACUGUCACUGUUGGUCUAAGUGUCACUAUACCAUUCGCCAUGUUUGGCGAUUUUAUAUUGAAGCACAAGCCCAUGACUUUGCUUUAUCUUCUGGGAGCCAUUCUAAUACUCGGGUCAUUCUUCAUCAUCAACAAGAGUUCAGAAGAAGAGAAUUUAGAGAAUCUGAUAGAAGAUGCAGAUCGAGAUAUUAAUGAUAGAAUAACCGCUUAA